AUGGGCUCCCCCGAGAGCGAGCAGGUGGACUUCGACGAAGCGUCCCGGCUCCGCUCGCUCUUCCUGGCCUGCGACGUGAAGGGCUCCGGCCGCAUCGAGCGCGACGACUUCGGCUCGCUGUGCGCCGAGUUGCGGGUGCGGCCGGCCGAGGCCGAGGCGAUCUUCCAGCGACUGGACACCAACCGCGACGGCGCCAUCACCUUCCACGAGUUCGCCCGCGCCUUCCGCGGCGCCAGUCAGCGGCGCAGGCGGCAGCAGCAGCAGCAGCAGCAACAGCGGCGGUGGGGUAACCGCGGGGAAUCUUCGGAGGGGGAAGAGGAGGCGGACAUGAUGGGGGACCCCCUCGACGCCUUGGCUGAGGCGGCGGCGGCGGCGAUAGCACCGAGUCAGGCUUGGCGGGAAUUUGAGCUCCAGCUCGGGGAGGAGGCAGGCUACAUCCCCAGGCAAGAACAGGUCAGCGUUCUGUAUCAGAACAUCAAUAUAGUGGAACCACGAUUAAUUCAACCUUAUGAACAUGUUAUUAAGAACUUUAUUCGAGAGAUCAAGCUUCAGAGUACAGAAAUGGAAAAUUUAGCUAUAGCUGUAAAAAGAGCACAAGAUAAAGCAGCAAUGCAGCUUGGUGAACUAGAAGAGGAGAUGGACCAGCGGAUACAGGCUGCAGAGCAUAAAAUCAAGAAGGAGGAGAAGCGGAAAGCAGAAGAAGCUCUGAAUGAUCUCAAGCGCCAGUAUGAAACUGAAGUUGGUGAUCUCCAGGUGACGAUAAAAAAACUCAAAAUGCUCGAAGAACAAUCUAGAAACAUUAAUCACAAAGAAGAUUUGGCAGCACUAAAGACCAGGAUCCAUGAUCUGACCUUGGAAAACCAGAAACUUAAAAAAGAUCUUAUGGAAGCACAGACAAAUAUAGCUUAUCUUCAGAGCGAAUUAGAUACCUUGAAAAGUGAUAUUGCAGAUCAGAGUCUGAAUUCAGAAAGAGACCUAGACAUGAUCAGAGAGUACACUGAAGACAGAGAUAGUCUGGAAAGGCAGAUAGAGAUACUACAGUCGGCUAACAGGAAACUUCAUGACAGCAACGAUGGCUUAAGAAGUUCAUUAGAAAAUAGCUGGAGCAUAUACAACAGAUCACUGCGCCUAACAAACAUUUCCCCAGGGAACACACUCUCCAGAAGCAGUCCCAAAUGCAGCGGUGGCCAGUCGCCCCAAAACCCACGCUAUGACAGGUCAUCUCAUUCAUCAUACGUUGAUGAAGACUACGAUUCUCUGGCACUUUGUGAUCCAAUGCGGAGGAUAAACUGUGAGGUGGACAGCCUGCCUGAAAGCUGCUUUGACAGUGGCUUGUCUACCCUGAGAGACUCGAAUGAAUAUGAUUCGGAAGUGGAAUCCAAGCAUCAAAGGAUUUCUCAGAGGUCACGGUGUCCACAGGAAAGCCUGACAGGCGAUGCUUCUGAUACAGACGUGCCAGAUAUCCGAGAUGAAGAGGUCUAUAGUCCUGACGAAGUCAGUACGGUUUUGGAUUGGAAACCUGCCCAGCCAAUCAGUCGAAGUAGUUCUGCAGCAUCCACCAGGAAAUGUAUCCCUGUCAUCUCUCCACAGUCGGACUCCAUAGACUGCAACUCCAGGUACCCGAGUUCAGAGAAGGCUUACAAGAUAGUUCUUGCUGGGGAUGCAGCGGUUGGAAAAUCUAGCUUCCUUAUGAGACUUUGCAAAAACGAAUUUCGAGGGAAUACCAGCGCAACUCUAGGGGUUGAUUUUCAAAUGAAGAGGCUCAUUGUUGAUGGGGAACCGACAGUGCUACAACUAUGGGACACAGCAGGACAAGAGAGGUUUCGAAGUAUUGCUAAAUCAUACUUCAGAAGAGCAGAUGGGGUGCUUCUGCUGUAUGACGUUACCUGCGAGAAGAGUUUCCUCAACGUCCGAGAAUGGGUGGAUAUGAUUGCGGAUGCAACGCACGAAAACAUCCCAAUCAUGAUGGUGGGGAACAAAGCAGAUCUUCGCCAAGCGGUUUCUGAGCAAGGACAGAAAUGUGUACCCAUAAGCUACGGAGAAAAGCUGGCCAUGGCUUACAGUGCAUUAUUCUGUGAAACAAGUGCUAAAGACGGCUCUAACAUUGUGGAGGCGGUACUUCACCUUGCUCGAGAAGUGCGAAAAAGAGGUGACCGCAAAGACGACGACAAGUCAGUAACUAACCUGGCUGGGACAACACUAAAACGGUCAUCGCUCACCAAAAAUUGCUGCAGUGUUUAG
Elgaria multicarinata webbii is the source of this 2241-nucleotide messenger RNA. RefSeq names its product RAS and EF-hand domain containing (gene RASEF). Gene Ontology annotation, cellular component: cytosol; perinuclear region of cytoplasm. Bases 1 to 2241 code for a protein of 746 amino acids. NCBI's taxonomy places the organism in Eukaryota, Metazoa, Chordata, Lepidosauria, Squamata, Anguidae. Gene Ontology annotation, molecular function: GTP binding; calcium ion binding; GDP binding. The transcript has 17 exons. Gene Ontology annotation, biological process: vesicle-mediated transport. The record is from RefSeq and is a predicted model, not a curated record.